This is a messenger RNA of Arabis nemorensis, 351 nucleotides long. The record is from the annotation of a GenBank genome assembly. Lineage: Eukaryota; Viridiplantae; Streptophyta; Magnoliopsida; Brassicales; Brassicaceae.
AUGGCGCUCGAUGCUUAUGCUUCGUCGAACCCUAAUGAGGUUCACGCUGAUGUUCUUCUCAAAGCUAGAGAUUCUUGCUACAAGGCGAGAGAUGCUUUUUACGCUUGUUUAGAAAAGGAAUCUGGAAAGAAACCUACUGAAAUUGGGUCCGUGGGUCUUCUCUACCCUAAGGAGUGUAGCAAUUCUAGAACCGAGUUCGUCAAAAACUGCCGCUCCUCUUGGGUAAAGCAUUUCGAUAGGGAGUAUUGUAGGAACAAGAGAGUUCAAAGGCUGUUGGAUGAUAAAGACGAGAGGAAAGGUCCAAUGUCACUACCUCAGCCUUACACUUUCAAGCCCACUCCUUCGAAUUAG